UACGCGCCCUGCCCUAAGUCCCUAGUGGGUGCGACCCCCAUGCCGGGCAGCAGGGAACAAACACCCCGAGGCAGUCACAGCAUCGGCUUCAGCUUUCAACAGCCUCUGGCCAAUGGCAACGCAGCAAUCACUGACGUAUCGAGAACGAACCAAUGGGGAGGAGACACGCCGGGUAGAUAUGAAUGGGUCGUGAGUCAGAGAGAAAGUAAUUCCUACCCGGCUAACGCUGUGAUUCCUCCUCCCUGUCUCCCAAUCUGCCCCACGGAUUCCCUGCACCCCUUGGAAAUGGUGGUCGUGGGAGCCCCCAAAGUGAUCUUUAUUCCCGGGAAUCAGUGCGAGCAGGCCGACGCCUUGGGAUCCCUAAUGUUACCCGUAAGCAGCCCGGGCAGUCCAGAGUCGGCCAGCAAUGAGCAGCCCCCCAGGAAGAGACAGAGACUCACCCACCUCACCCCGGAGGAAAAAGCGCUUAGAAGAAAAUUAAAAAACAGAGUAGCAGCACAGACUGCACGGGACAGGAAAAAAGCCAAAAUGGGUGAACUUGAACAGCAAGUGAUAGAUUUAGAAAUUGAGAAUGAGAAACUUUUGCUCGAAAACCAGAUCUUAAGAGACAAAUCUCACGGCUUGUUGGCUGAAAACCAGGAGCUACGCCAAAGAUUGGGCCUUAGCACCCUGGAGUUAAAGAAAGAAGAAUCAUCAUCAUCAUCACAGGAGCUGAAUCAGUCCAGAAAAGAUAAAGUCAGGCCGGAGACCGGGUCAGCUGAGUCCGCAGCACUCAGACUACGUGCCCCUCUGCAGCAGGAGCAGGCCCAGAUGUCUCCGAACCUGACAGUGUCUACAUGGAUCCUGACAGCCCUGACACUUCAGACUCUGAGUCUGAUCUCUUGUUGGGCCUUCUGGAAAGCCUGGACUCAGACUUGUUGCUUGCCUAUGAAGGAGCACUUGCUGGAAGCCCAGAUGAAGAGAUCAAGGGAGACGAAUCUGAUUCCAUAUCCUCCUCCCCAUCUUCUCCUGUGGGGACCCCAUCAGCCAAGCUGGAGGCCAUUAAUGAACUGAUCCGAUUCGAUCACGUGUACACCAAGCCACUAAGCACAGAGGAAGACUCUGCGCAAAGUGUUGAGACCAGUAUAGUAGUUAAAAUGGAGGAAGCAUCUUUCAGCCCUACCUGUGAUGAUGGCCUGACCUGUGUGAAACAGGAACCACAAGAAGAUGGCCUAGUCCCCAUCCUCGGAAUGCAAAGCUUUUUGCCCUGUUCUGAAAACAACCUUGAAAAAUCAAAUAUAUUGGAUACAGGAAGUGACUCUGGCUAUGAAGGUAGCUCUUCACCCUUUAGUGACCUGUCCUCUCCUCUGAACUCUGACCGGGUUUGGGAAGAUUCAUUCAGUACUGAACUUUUUCCUCAGCUUCUCCUCAGUGCCCAUAUGGACCAGUCCAUCUGUCCCUCAUCUCCUGUUGAUGCCGUUUCUUUCUGGAGUCACAGCUCAGAUUUUGAUGAUGUACAUUUUUAAAUACAUCUGUGUGAGACCUAAUACUGCCAUACAUUGCGCCCUUUUCUUUCAGUAUUGCCAGGUUACCAGGCUUUACCAAACAGCUUUCUUUAGCUGAAACCGAUAUCUGCCAGCAUCUUCUCUUUUCUAAAGGGUAAUCUAUAAAUCUUAUUGAUUAGCAACCUGAUUUUUUUUUUUUAAUAUUGUACCCCAAAACCAAAAGAGGUACAUUUCUGCUAUCCACAGUGAAAUUUCUUAUUAACUUAAGGCAAACGGUUAUUUAUUUAUGUAUUUUUGUUUCUCUAAGUACAACUUGCUCAGUGGUGGUUUCCCAUCUGUAAUUGGGCACAGUGUGCCUAUCCUUGUCACUGCUUUGGUGUGCAGUGAUGGAAGCCAUACACAACAUUUAUCUCCGUAAUUAUUUUUGUACGGUUUUCCAUCAAAAUAUUUUUUUUUUUUUAUAGAAGAAAAACAAAUCUAUGUCUAUGUAUUGAUGCUGUCACAUAGUCUAUACAGGUCUGUAUGAAAGAUUCCGUUCUCAUUAAGCCCCAAACAAAGGUUUCAUUCCACAGCUUAAACUUGUUUUCCAUUCUUAUAACAUCAUUUACAGGUUAUUUCCACUGAAAAUCCAAGAAACUUUUUUUGACAGGACUGUGGAAGAAUCAUUCUACAUUUUUCCAAGUGUUAAUGGAAAACUGAAGGGAAAGUAUUAAUGGAAACUAAGUAUUUCUCAAACGUGUAGCUUACAGAGUUGUUGGGAGACUAGCGUGCAGGGUGGCACCAUAAUGAACACAUGUAGAUUAAGGCAUUUGUACAUUAAAGCAGAGUUUACCAUUACUACACAUCCAUUUAAUACCAGGUUUAUGGUAGUCUAUCCAAGAUGGAACUACAGAUCUCAGAAUAUCAGGAUUUUUUUAAAAAAGAUGAUGCUGGAAGAUAAUGGUAGUUCCCCCACCGUUUCUGGCACCACAUAAGUACAAAAUGCAUUGUGUUGGCCCUCUCUGGUUGACCCAGUGCUACAUUUUUUUUUUUUUACAUUUUUUAAAUUAUCUAUAUAAAUACUUUCCCAUUCGUUAAACUGUCUUUAAUUUCGGCCAGGUUCCAAGACACUGCUGCUGAUUUUAAAUAAGCAUUUUGCUUGUAUCUGCAAUGACCUAUUUUCAGCAAGAUUGCCUUUCUGUUAAAUUUUUAGUUGUAUUCCACAAAUGUAGAAUAUAAAUUCUACCCACAGGGGUGUAGAAAUGUACAGAACCACAGUAUCCUGCAGAUCAGACUUGUAUUUUAAAUUUACUGUGUAAAUGAGAUGAUUAUAUAUUUCCACCAUUUUUAUUUUAGAGGUUAAGAAAUUUGCUUUCUCCAUUUAAUAUUUAAAACUACUAUGCCAUUAAAGUGCAAUAAAAAAAAAAAA
Messenger RNA from Xenopus laevis (African clawed frog), 2892 nucleotides. It is a transcript of the gene xbp1.S, whose product is annotated as X-box binding protein 1 S homeolog. Bases 40 to 1053 code for a protein of 337 amino acids. The transcript has 5 exons. NCBI's taxonomy places the organism in Eukaryota, Metazoa, Chordata, Amphibia, Anura, Pipidae. The record is from RefSeq and is a predicted model, not a curated record.